AUGGUUUGUUUUGUAGCGAAAUGCGUUGAGCAUGCCUCUACUGCUUUAUCAAUGUUAUCAAAUGGGAAGGAUCAAUUUGACAUUGUUAUGGCAAAUAUCUUCUCUCCUGACAGAAGCACCUUCAAGCUUCUCCGAGCAGCUGUUAAAAUGGAUUUGCUAGUGAUUUUGAUGUGCGAUUAUGACGAUGAUAUGAUGGCAAGAAAUGCAUUGGAACAAGGGGCCUCUCUUUUUCUCCAAAAACCUGUUAAAAUGGAGGAUGUAAAGUACCUGUGGCAGCAUGUGUGGAGGAAGAAGACCUGGAAAGUUAAAGAAAAAGAACAACUUAGAGAGGUGAUAGCAUUCAACAGAAUGAGUAGAGGAUUUAAGGCUGAAGAAGAAAUUUCAUCGGAAAAUGUUAUGAGUGAUGACAACGAUAUUGUUGAAAAUGGAUGGAAAUCAAAAAAGAAAGUCAGAAAGGUUUGGACACAAUGGACUCCGGAACUCCAUGACAAAUUUGUCGAUGCUAUCGUUGAACUUGGUGAAGGAAGAUGUUACCCAAAGGAGAUACUAGAGCACAUGAAUGUACCUGGUCUUACAAGAAUGCAGGUGGCCAGCCAUCUCCAGAAAUGUCGUAAUGGGAGUUGGCGACCAUACGAAGAGAGACAACGUCACUAUAGUAAUGUUGAGUCAUUGCCGUUGACUGAGUCUACCAAGCCGAAACAAAAGAGAUUUGGUUCCAUGCCUGUUUUAACCGAACAUUUUGAGAAGCAGAAUCUCCAAAGCGAGGAAAACACUGAAAAAACUCAUCCACAAAUCUAUGAUAAAAAAGAUGAUGAUCACGUCUUUGAAUAUCAUCCUCAACUUUCUCAGGUUAAAUCCAAGCAAGAUUUAAGUGGAUACACAUUUGCUCAAGACAAUGUUGCAGGACCCUACACAGAACAGGUUGGCAAUAAUUUACAAACUGUUCCUGGUGCUUUCAUGCCUAAUGAGAAAUUUCUGUUUAGUUUCAAUAGUGUCACCAGUGGAAACCUGCAAGCAUAUGACACUGAUCAACCUAAUGAGCCAGGAUCUUCAAACAAGGGGACCAGUAAUGAAAGGGCAUAA
Fraxinus pennsylvanica is the source of this 1083-nucleotide messenger RNA. The record is from the annotation of a GenBank genome assembly. NCBI's taxonomy places the organism in Eukaryota, Viridiplantae, Streptophyta, Magnoliopsida, Lamiales, Oleaceae.